AUGGCAGUAGCAAGCCAACAGUUGAUCGAGCUACGUAAACCAUAUAGCCCGUACCACAGCAGUGACGUCGAUUCUAUUUAUGAGUCUCGCUCACUUCAUGGCGGGGAGUGCAGAGUGUUUCUUAACGUGUGCACCUGUUACAUGAUUAUCAGGAUGCUGCCACGUGGAAUCAGUCUUCCCUGCAAGCUCCUUGCCAAGAAUCUCGAAAAUGGCCACCCGUAUGAGCCUUGGUUCAGUACCGACCCACCCAGCAGCAGUAAUGAAGAUUUAAGUGUCCCGUCUUGGUGGGAUAUCCACCCCGGUACUACCAGCUGGAUGGACCUUCAGAACACCCAGGGCAACCUGCAGGCCCCAACGCAAACUGGCUCCCUGCAGUCCACACUCGGCAGCUACACCUCGGAGCACCAGCUUCUGCGGACCCCCUACCCAUCUGGCCCCCCAAACCCUCAGCAUCUCUUUGCUCAAGAUGGUUUCAAGCCGCUGGAUACAAGCCUCCCAGAGCCGCAUCCCCUGGAAGAACCCAAUGGACAGUGGCAACCGGCCGAAAAGCCACCGCCGACAGUGCCAAAGGAGCUCGGGCAGGCGGUCUGUGCCGCUGCCCCCAACUGCGUCCGAGGUGCCGAACGUAUGGCCCCCUGCGCUGAUACCACCAAGAAGAAGCAUCUCCACAACUGCCACAUACCGGGCUGUGGGAAAGCCUACGCCAAGACGUCGCACUUGAAGGCGCACCUACGGUGGCACAGCGGCGACAGGCCCUUUGUCUGCAACUGGCUCUUCUGUGGCAAGCGCUUCACCCGCUCGGACGAGCUCCAGCGCCACUUGCAGACGCUACGGGCACCAAGAAAUUUCACCUGCACGGUCUGCAAUAGGGUCUUCAUGAGGAACGACCACCUGUCCAAGCACAUGAGGACCCAUCAUGAGGCCUCAGAGAUGAAGGAGAGGCCAUCAACAAGUGCUUCGAGCAGAACCCCGAGGCCCCCUUGAAACCCAAAAGAGAACCGACGCCGGCUCCUCCGCCGGAAGCAGCAGGACCAAUUGAAGGGGUGGGAUAAGGAAGCUCCGCAGACGUGUGCCCCUUAACCACGGAGACUUCAUUUAAGAAAAAGGCGCUUUAUCAGUUAGUCUAGUGCAGCUCCAUAGAGCAACGGAAGGGAAAAACUGGACGAGGAAGUCACGUAGAGUAGAGCUGAACAUAGCCUUUAAUUUAAUUUUGUCCAUUUUGUUGGUCUUUUUUUUCUUCCUCCCCAUACCAAAGGCACUUAUAGAUCUUCAAGGAAAAGGGAAUCUUCACUUACUGUGGAAUUCUCCAUACCC
Molecule: messenger RNA, 1314 nt
Organism: Erpetoichthys calabaricus (reedfish)
Lineage: Eukaryota; Metazoa; Chordata; Cladistia; Polypteriformes; Polypteridae
Product: transcription factor Sp6
Biological process (GO): regulation of transcription by RNA polymerase II
Molecular function (GO): DNA-binding transcription factor activity, RNA polymerase II-specific; RNA polymerase II cis-regulatory region sequence-specific DNA binding
Source: RefSeq, a predicted model, not a curated record